GGUAUGUAUCCGCUGUACCGCUCUCUUGGAAGCAGCUAUAAUAUGGGCUGGAAGUGAGAACCUGCGGAGGCCGUUUAGAGGCAGCAUGUUAGGCUGCACACUCCGUUCCGGUGGUUGAAGAGGACUGAACUCCAGGCUGUCAGGAGGACCUGCUGCUGUCAAUCGGAAGCAGUCCUUGAUCGUGGUUCAGCCUGAACAUGGGGAAGAAGAGCAGAGUGAAGACACAGAAGUGGGGAACGGGACCCACAGCUGUGGCAAACCCAAAGGAGAUGUUGAACCUGGUCUCGGAGCUCUUACAGAAAUGCAGUGGGGCAGCCCCGCCCCCGGGUCAGGAGUGGGCGGAGUAUGUCCAGAUCCGAAGCCUUGUGGAGAAGAUCAGAAAAAAACAGAAAGGCCUGUCCGUGGUGUUCGAUGGAAUGAGAGAGGAUCACUUUCCGGAGCUGAUGGCCUGGGCUGCAGAAAAUGGGGCCUCGUGCGAAGGCUUCGAAAUCUGUAAUUUUGCAGAGCAGGGGUACGGCUUAAAAGCCACGCGGGACAUUAAGGCAGAGGAGCUGUUCCUGUGGAUCCCCCGGAAGAUGCUGCUGACAGUGGAAUCGGCAAAAAACUCAGUGCUUGGUUCCCUGUACAGCCAGGACCGCAUCCUGCAGGCCAUGGGCAAUGUGACACUGGCUCUGCACCUCCUGUGUGAACGUGCUAACCCCAGCUCCUUCUGGCUGCCCUACAUCAAGAGUCUACCAAGCGAGUACGACACGCCGCUGUACUACGAAGAGGAGGAAGUGCGCUGCCUGCAGGCCACACAGGCCAUCCAGGACGUCUUUAGCCAGUAUAAAAACACGACACGCCAGUACGCCUACUUCUACAAAGUCAUCCAGACUCAUCCCGCUGCCAGCAAGCUGCCCUUCAAGGAAUCCUUCACCUUUGAUGACUACAGGUGGGCCGUGUCCUCCGUCAUGACCCGGCAGAACCAGAUCCCCACAGAGGACGGCAGCCGGGUCACCCUGGCCCUGAUCCCGCUGUGGGACAUGUGCAACCACACCAACGGCCUGAUCACAACUGGGUACAACCUGGAGGACGACAGGUGCGAGUGUGUCGCCCUGAUGGACUACAAGAAGGAUGAGCAAAUCUACAUCUUCUACGGCACGAGGUCCAACGCGGAGUUCGUGAUCCACAAUGGCUUCUUCUACGAAGCCAACGCCCACGACCGGGUGAAGAUCAAGCUGGGUGUGAGCAAGAGUGAGCGUCUGUAUGCCAUGAAGGCCGAAGUGUUGGCCCGCGCAGGCAUCCCCGCGUCCAGCAUGUUCGCCCUGCACAGCGCAGACCCCCCUAUGUCCGCUCAGCUGCUGGCCUUCCUCCGCGUUUUCUGCAUGACAGAAGAGGAACUGAAGGACUAUCUUGUGGGUGAGCAGGCCAUGAACACUAUCCUGUCGCUGGGCAACGUCGAGCUUCCUGUCAGCUGGGAGAAUGAAAUUAAGCUGUGGACCUUCCUGGAAACCAGGGCUUCUCUGCUCCUGAAGACCUACAGCUCCACCACGGAGAGUGACCAGGCCCUGUUGGAGCAGCCUGGACUCUCCUUCCACACCCGGGUGGCCGUCCAGCUGCGCCUGGCCGAGAAGCAGAUCCUGGAAGGUGUGGUGCGCAGCGGCCGGGCUCAGCGCGAGCACUUCCGAAAGCUGCUGGAGGAGGAGGCCCCGCUGCCACGGCGACAGGAAGCCGGCGAUCCCGACGGCCAGCUGCCCCUGGUGCUCCGGGAGCUGGAGGAGGCCAGUGACCCCACACUGGGGCCUGGCGACGCCGGAGACACACCGGACGCCCUGCUCCUCAACGGCGGCAUCGCCGUGGAGAACGGGAAUGGCGUUCCGCACAAGGACGGGCCCGGCACGGGGCGGACUGGAGACGGGGUUGAGGAGAACUCUCAAUAAAGCAGCCCCCGACCCCACCGCUGCGCCACUAUUUAUUUAUUUCUGUUUCUCGAAGUAACUUAAAAGAAUAAAGGCACCCCUACAGGACCCCCCCCCCCCCCCCCCCCCCCCUUGGCUGUAAGUCCAGCAUACUGUCUGAGAGCCCGUCCUCAGUAUUAUCAGUCAGCCGCGUCUGCCGUUUAACAGCACCCUCAAUGCUGACUGGGUGGACAGAAGAGGGACCGGAACUGAGGCUAAACCACCUACCAGGUCCAGCACGUUGUGGUGGUUAGCGCUGAAGAGAUCUGGAUUAAUGGACGAAAGCUUUUGUGCAAGAGGCACAGGAAGAUCUGCGCCAGCACCCCACCUUUCCAUUCACUGCCUUGAAUCUCAGACAGGGCCGUGCUUUUCCGGGCCUUCUAGGGGCUCCUGACCGGCUCUGCUCGCUCUGCCUCUGAGGUCACAUCUGAGCAGGGUGGUUUUUUUUAGCCCCAAAUAAAUUUGACCCUUUGUGCUUUAUUCUUAAAAGCAGAUACAGUUAUAUGAAUAGUGGGAGCGAUGGGUCACCAUGGCUUUGUCUGAAAAUAAUUUCUGAAUGUAACAGGAUUUUAUUCAGCAUAACACCAUCAGGGUUUGUUUGUUUUUUUUUUACACUAAAGUUGCUGCAGAUUGAACGCCGGUGGCGCUGUGGAUGUCAGAAUGCAAGCUACUCGUGUAUGUUACCUUCAUUUAGCAUUGAAGAGCUGUGUGUAUUUCUGUGAAUUUCUUUGUACUUGAGGCCUUAAUGACCUGAUCGAUGUGCGUCAGUCCUUCACCAAAUGCAGAGGGCGGUCUGCUGGGAAGUGGGUUUCCUCGUUUGGGGUGCACAGUGUCUGGCGGACACCACAGCAGCUCGCGGUUACGCUUCCUGGACGGCAUGACCCUCCGCCAUACUGCAGUCCUUCUGUGCCGAUCGCUUUGUAUCUACGCUUGUAGCCACUGAGCGGCUAGAGAUUUGAGAAUAAAGACAGUUUAAGUGCA
Messenger RNA from Brienomyrus brachyistius, 2918 nucleotides. It is a transcript of the gene setd3, whose product is annotated as SET domain containing 3, actin histidine methyltransferase. The transcript has 13 exons. Bases 198 to 1919 code for a protein of 573 amino acids. The record is from RefSeq and is a predicted model, not a curated record. Gene Ontology annotation, biological process: peptidyl-lysine dimethylation; peptidyl-lysine monomethylation; peptidyl-lysine trimethylation. Lineage: Eukaryota; Metazoa; Chordata; Actinopteri; Osteoglossiformes; Mormyridae. Gene Ontology annotation, molecular function: protein-L-histidine N-tele-methyltransferase activity; transcription coactivator activity; protein binding.